AUGGACCCGCCAGAAGCGGCCUGCUCCAGCUUGGAGCUGCGCGCCGCCGCCGCCCGCGAGCUGCUUCUGGCCGCGCUCGAGGACCUGAGCCAGGAGCAGUUGAAGCGCUUCCGCCACAAGCUGCGGGACGCGCCGCAGGAUGGCCGCAGCAUCCCCUGGGGGCGGCUCGAGCGCGCGGACGCCGUGGACCUGGCCACGCAGCUGACCCAUUUCUAUGGGCCGGAGCCCGCCCUGGACGUCGCCCGCAAGACCCUGAAGAGGGCGGACGUGCGCGACGUCGCCGCCAGGCUCAAGGAGCAGCGGCUGCAGCGGCUCGGUCCCAGCUCCUCGGCGCUGCUCUCCGUGUCCGAGUACAGGAAGAAGUACCGGGAGCACGUGCUGCGGCAGCACGCCAAGGUGAAGGAGAGGAACGCCCGCUCGGUGAAGAUCAACAAGCGCUUCACCAAGCUGCUCAUCGCGCCCGAGAGCGCUGCCCUGGAGCGCGAGGCCCUGGGGCCCGCGGCGGAGCCCGAGCCGGAGCGCGCUCGGCGCUCGGACACCCACACCUUCAACCGCCUGUUCGGCCGCGACGAGGACGGCCAGCGCCCGCUGACCGUGGUGCUGCAGGGCCCGGCGGGCAUCGGCAAGACCAUGGCAGCCAAGAAAAUCCUGUAUGACUGGGCGGCAGGUAAGCUGUACCAUGGCCAAGUGGACUUCGCCUUCUUCAUGCCUUGCAGAGAACUGCUGGAGCGACCGGGCACCUGCAGCCUGGCCGACCUGAUCCUGGCCCAGUGUCCGGACCGCGGCGCGCCUGUGCGGCAGAUGCUCGCAGUGUCCGAGCGGCUGCUCUUCAUCCUGGACGGCGCGGACGAACUACCGGGGCUGGACGAGGCCGCGCCCUGCACGGACCCCUUCGAGGCCGCAGGAGGCGCGCGGGUGCUGGGAGGCCUCCUGAGCAAAGUGCUGCUGCCCCAAGCCCGCCUGCUGGUGACCACGCGCACCGCCGCCCCGGGCAGGCUGCAGGGCCGCCUGUGCUCCCCGCAGUGCGCCGAAGUGCGGGGCUUCUCCGACAAGGACAAGAAGAAGUACUUCUACAAGUUCUUCCAGGACGAGUGGAGGGCGGAGCGUGCCUACCGCUUCGUGAAGGAGAACGAGACGCUGUUUUCUCUGUGUUUCGUGCCCUUCGUGUGCUGGAUCGUGUGCACCGUUCUGCGCCAGCAGCUGGAGCUUGGCCAAGACCUGUCGCGCACCUCCAAGACCACGACGUCCGUGUACCUGCUCUUCAUCGCCAGCCUCCUGAGCUCGGCGCCCGCCGCCGCCGGACCCCGGAUACAAGGCGAGCUGCGCAAGCUGUGCCGCCUGGCUCGCGAGGGCGUUCUGGCGCACAGAGCACAGUUCACUGAGAAGGAUCUGGAAAGACUGCAGCUGCAUGGCUCCAAAGUCCAGAUGCUGUUUCUCAUCAAGAAAGAGCUACCAGGCGUGCUCCAGGCCGAGGUCACCUACCAGUUCACUGACCAUAGCUUCCAGGAGUUCUUCGCUGCGCUAUCCUACCUGCUGGAGGACGAGGGGGCCCCCGGGGCACCGGCUGUCCGAGUCGGAGAGCUGCUGCGGGGGGACCCGGAGCUGCGUUGCCACCUCGCGCUCACCACGCGCUUCCUCUUCGGACUGCUGAGCCUGGAGCGGAUGCGCGACAUUGAGCACCACUUUGGCUGCGUAGUUUCAGAGCGCGUGAAGCAGGAUGUCUUGAAGUGGGUGCAGGACCAGGGCCAGGGGUGCCCUAGAGUGGCGCCAAAAGGAGCCAAGGAGAGUGACGCGCUCCAGGACUCCGAGGAGUCCGAGGAGCAGGAAGAGGAGGACGGGGAGGAGGAGGAGGCCAACUUCCCGCUGGAGUUGUUGUAUUGUCUGUAUGAAACGCAGGAGACUGCCUUCGUUCGCCACGCCCUGCGGGGCCUCCCUGAGCUGGCGCUGGAGCGCUGGCGCUUCAGCCGCAUGGACAUGACUGUCCUGAGCUACUGCGUACGGUGCUGCCCUGCAGGACAGGCCCUGCGGCUGGUGAGCUGUACGCUCCCCCCGGUGCAGAAGAAGAAGAAGAAGAGCCUGAUGAAGCGACUGCAGAGCAGUUUGAGCAGCAGCUCGGAUCCCCCAGCCACCACGAAAAAACCCCAGGCUUCCUCACUGCGGCCGCUCUGUGAAGCCAUGACCGACAAGCAGUGUGGUCUGACCAGCCUAACGCUGUCCCGCUGCAGACUCCCAGACUCCGUGUGCCACGACCUGUCCACGGCCCUGAGGGAGGCCCCCGCCCUGACCGAGCUGUGCCUCCUCCACAAUGGGCUCAGCCAGGGAGGUCUGCGCGUGCUGAGCCAGGGCCUGGUCUGGCCCAGGUGCCGGGUGCAGACACUCAGGCUGCUGCAGCCCGACCUCCAGGAAGGCGUCCAGUACCUGGCUAGUGUGCUCCAGCACAGCCCCUCGCUGACCACCCUGGAUCUCAGUGGCUGCCAGCUGUCGGGACCCAUGGUGACCCACCUGUGUGCGGUCCUACAGCACCCAGGAUGCCGCCUGCAGACCCUCAGUCUGACCUGCGUGGAGCUGAGCGAGCAGUCACUGGGGGAGCUGCAGGCUGUGAGGACAGCAAGGCCAGGCCUGACCAUCACCCACGCAGCGCUGGAUAACCACCCUGAGCCUCCCAAGGAAUUCGACAUGGCCUUCUGA
This is a messenger RNA of Molossus molossus (Pallas's mastiff bat), 2688 nucleotides long. RefSeq names its product NLR family pyrin domain containing 6 (gene NLRP6). NCBI's taxonomy places the organism in Eukaryota, Metazoa, Chordata, Mammalia, Chiroptera, Molossidae. Bases 1 to 2688 code for a protein of 895 amino acids. Gene Ontology annotation, molecular function: vasopressin receptor activity; peptide binding. Gene Ontology annotation, cellular component: canonical inflammasome complex; cytoplasm. Gene Ontology annotation, biological process: regulation of inflammatory response; acute inflammatory response; response to bacterium. The transcript is spliced from 8 exons. The record is from RefSeq and is a predicted model, not a curated record.